Messenger RNA from Gaeumannomyces tritici R3-111a-1, 348 nucleotides. RefSeq lists its product as hypothetical. Lineage: Eukaryota; Fungi; Ascomycota; Sordariomycetes; Magnaporthales; Magnaporthaceae. The record is from RefSeq and is a predicted model, not a curated record. Bases 1 to 348 code for a protein of 115 amino acids. The transcript is spliced from 2 exons.
AUGUUCAAGUCCACCAUCCUCAGCCUCGGCGCCGUCGUCCUCCUGGCCGGCCAGGCCGCCGCCUUUGACACCUGCCAGCCCGGCAGAAUCUACUGCGGAUAUGAGUUAAUCGACGGGCAGUCCCAGCCUGACCGCACUCUGUGGAUCGGGCGCGUCAACGCGGCCCUGAUCGAGGCCAAGCAGGAGCCCAUCACCGACGACAAGCAGAAGCAGUCGCGCUUCCGGUGCGGCCCCCGCGGCAUCACCCUGGCGUGGGUCAACUUCUGCCUCAGCACCCCGGGAGCCCAGUGCCAGCCCCGCGACCAGCAGGCCUGCAACGGCGUAGACUCCUGCUGCCUUCCGGUUUAG